This is a messenger RNA of Emericellopsis atlantica, 892 nucleotides long. RefSeq lists its product as uncharacterized. Bases 438 to 791 code for a protein of 117 amino acids. NCBI's taxonomy places the organism in Eukaryota, Fungi, Ascomycota, Sordariomycetes, Hypocreales, Bionectriaceae. The record is from RefSeq and is a predicted model, not a curated record. The transcript has 3 exons.
GCUUUCGCGUGACGACUUGUGAAAGCAAUUGUUUGUUAGCUUGAAAAGAAUCGAUCAUAGCAAAGCUCCUUGAUCCCUGGCUGACGACCAGUUUGCAAGUUUGGCUCUGAGUUGUGAAUUAGAUUUGGGAUUCACGUGUUGCCAUGAGGAUUUAUCAGUAUACAUUGUAUUGGCACUCAUACUGUAGGCACUAUUUCACGGUUUAUUUACAACCCCCCGGCUUUGACCGCUAAGUUAGGUUAAGUUUCAAGUCUGGAUACUGUGCUUGCAGCACUCUGUUUGAAAACGAGUUCAACGGAUUGUAGCAUCAUCGACAGCAGACAUGACGUAUGCAUGAUGAAGGAAGGGUUCACCGUGGUAGUAUAGCUUGAAAUGAUUUGAAUAAUACAUCAAACGCGUGAAGAGUGCUCAAAUACACCCCAUUUGAGAUAUUCAAGAUGUCCGGUACUGCUCCUUCUGAUCCUGCCCCCGGUGGCCACGCCCACGAUCGUGGGGUCCAGCAAACCUCUCUCGACAGUAACCAACACGGCCAAGCACAGAACAUCAUCGAUGAGACCAACAACACCACUACAGGCACCACCGUGGACCGCAAUCUGGGCCAAGCCAUCGAUGCUAGCACGAGCAAAGGCCAGGACGGCCUCACGCAACGCGUCGAUGACCUCUUGAACACACCCGCCAGCCAGAGCGGCAACGUCUCUGCGGAGAACAAAGCUCAGGGGAAAACAGAAGAAGGCUUCCGGGUAGGCGAGCGUGCUGAUCUGCAUGAUCUGGCACAAAGCAAGCAACCAUGAUGCUCCCGCGGCUGACCUGCUCGGUGGUUGAUUAUCUGAGCUGGACUUGGUAAAAAUAAAAAGACACCCGGGCGAGGCAAGGGUAUUAAUCUGGAGGCACG